This is a messenger RNA of Darwinula stevensoni, 284 nucleotides long. The record is from the annotation of a GenBank genome assembly. NCBI's taxonomy places the organism in Eukaryota, Metazoa, Arthropoda, Ostracoda, Podocopida, Darwinulidae.
GGAAUCAAUUCCUCGACUUGGCAGACCUUCCCGAGGUUCCGAUGGACGACGUCGACUCCAUCAUCAUCACGGGUGAAAGUGACUGGACCAUCUAUUCGCUUCCAAACUUCAUCGGGAUACAGCGAUGCCUAGAGACCUGGCCUGGAAUGCUCGUGGGCUUUUUCCCGAACCUCUCCGAUCUCGAGAUGAACUCGGUCAGGUCCUUCCGGGAAGGUUGCUUCGACGACGAGAAGAUCCAGCAUCGCUCGGACCGACACGGCGAGGUCGUCAUGGAAAAGGAGUGA